AAAUAAAAAACACUAAAUAGUUUUUGACGUUUCUUAAAAAACAACAAACUUUAACCUCUAAAUUUAGCAAUUCCUCAGAAAAUUGCACCAAACAACAAACAAACCCGCAACAAUGAGAUGACAAAAUGUGGUACAGCGCGUUUAUCCGUUUCAUACGACGCAGGAUAAUACUGGGCUUCAUAUUCCUGCUGUCGUUCAGCUACUGCGGCCUCAGCUACCUGAAGAACGCUGGCCUGUUCAACGGCAACGACGACGAGGUGGCGGCGAUCAAGCGCACCCAGCCGUUCGUGUGGCGCAGCCUGCAGCAGCACAACGCCAGCGACGACGACGGCUGCCGCAACUCGGUGCAGGGCAAGCUGUUGAUCGCCGACGACAGGGGCUACCUGUGCCCGAGGGCGGAGCUGCUGCGCAACGGCUGCUGCAACAGCCUGGGGCCCGGCGUCGCGCAGUACGACUGCGACACGUGCCGGCCGAACAACUGUUGCACGAUAUACGAGCACUGCAUCUCGUGCUGUCUGCAGCCCGACAAGAAGGAGGUGCUCGAGAGCGUGCUGGGCAGGGCGUCCGAGCAGAACAACGUGCUGAUCGCUUCAGUGGCGGAUCACUUCGAGCUGUGCCUGGCCAAGUGCAGGACCAGCUCGCAGAGCGUAAGGCACGAGAACUCGUACAGGGAUCCCGAGGCGAAGCACUGCUUCGGGGACGUGGCUGCUGUGAACGUCGAUGGCGAAGUGUGAUAAAUGUGAUAUACAGAGCGUUUCGUUUUGUUAUUGUAUUGAUCUUUGUCACUGCAUAAUCUAUCAGUUCGAUAUACAAAAAUUUCUGGGUGGUAACAAUAAAUUAUUCGAACAUGUGAUAUUUGACUGUAGGCUCGAGUAGAUAAAGGCACUUUAAUAUCCAAAAUAAUAUUUGAUUAUGCAUUAUUUAAAUGUUUCGAAAAAUUAAUGAGUACAUUGUUAUUUUAUAAUGAUGAUAUGGUAUCUAAAAGACAGAGAAUCGAAAAAUUAUUAUUAUAUUAAACCAAUUCAAGCAGUGGCGUAGAUUGUCGUUUUUUUUUAAUAUCUUCGAAACAGAAAACAGUGAUUUGGGUUAAAUAUCGUGCCCAGUAAUGAAACACUCUCUAUAUUUCCGUAUUAAAUUGAUAUUAGCGUUAUGAUUAUUUUAACAUAUAUUAUUUAUAAUAGCAAAAUUGGUUUGUAAAUUAUUUUAUUUGGAAAUAUCUAUUUCGAUUGAUGCCUGUGUAGAAUUUGUACGAAUGUUUAUUUUUUAUUUUGGUUUUAUUAAAGAUUUU
Messenger RNA from Phyllotreta striolata, 1288 nucleotides. Lineage: Eukaryota; Metazoa; Arthropoda; Insecta; Coleoptera; Chrysomelidae. The record is from the annotation of a GenBank genome assembly.